AAGGUUGGCUCCAUGCUGAUCUGAGCUAUAAAAACGCAGCCUUGGCUCCCACAACUCAUCAUUCCGUUCUUGAGCGAUCGAAACGAGCUGCUGCUGCAGAUGGCAGGGAAGCUGGGGCAUCUGAUGACGAGGCUGCACCUGGCGAGGAGCCGGGCGUCGUCGCCGUCGGCGGCGGCGGACGUGCCGACGGGCCACCUGGCGGUGUACGCCGGCGAGGGGCGGAAGCGGCUGGUGAUCCCGACGGCGUGCCUGAGCCACCCGGCGUUCGUGACGCUGCUGAAGCGGGUGGAGGACGAGUUCGGCUUCGACCACCGCUGCGGCGGCCUCACCAUCCCCUGCGCCUCCGAGGGCGACUUCGCCGACAUCGUCGGCGGCAUGGACGUGCACUGAUCGAUCGUCAGGCUCCGUUUCCCGGCGAGGACAAGACUGGUUGCUGUUGAGGAAUAACCUAUUCUUCUAGCUAGGAAUGUAGGGGCAAUAGCAGGGCCUGCUGCUUGAAUUGGAACCUGUAAUUCUGUAAAGAUCAUUGAUUGGAAC
Molecule: messenger RNA, 537 nt
Organism: Panicum virgatum (switchgrass)
Lineage: Eukaryota; Viridiplantae; Streptophyta; Magnoliopsida; Poales; Poaceae
Product: auxin-induced protein 15A-like
Exons: 1
Coding region: 100-390 (96 amino acids)
Biological process (GO): response to auxin
Source: RefSeq, a predicted model, not a curated record